CGGUCACGCUGCGGGUGCUCCUCAGAGACGCGCUGCUGGAGCCCGGCGCCGGGGUGCUGUCCAUCUACUACCUGGGAAAGAAGUUCAUGGGGGACCUGCAGCCGGACGGGAGGAUCGUGUGGCAGGAAACAGGGCAGGUGUUCAACUCGCCCAGCGCCUGGGCCACCCACUGCAAGAAGUUGGUGAACCCAGCCAAGAAGUCCGGCUGUGGCUGGGCCUCCGUCAAGUACAAAGGCCAGAAGCUGGACAAGUACAAGGCUGCCUGGCUCCGGCGGCACCAGCUUCACGUGCCCACAGUCACCGCUGAUGAGAGUCCGGCCAGCGAAGGGGAAGAGGAGGAGCUGCUGAUGGAGGAAGAGGAGGAGGAGGUUCUGGCAGGGGUCUCAGUGGAGGACAAGAGUCGGAGACCACCAGUGAAGGGCCCCUCGGAGCCUGCCCACCCGGAGGCCACGCCCCCGGGGAAGCGGGUGGAAAACAAGAUCCGGGCGCCCGUGCGCUACUGUAUGUUGGGCAGUCGCGACUCCGCCAGGAACCCCCACACCCUGGUGGAAGUAACAUCCUUCGCAGCCAUCAACAAGUUCCAGCCGUUCAACGUGGCCGUCUCCAGCAACGUGCUGUUCCUGCUGGACUUCCAUAGCCACCUGACUCGCAGCGAGGUCGUGGGGUACCUGGGGGGCCGCUGGGACAUCAACAGCCAGAUGCUCACCGUGCUGAGAGCCUUCCCCUGUCGGAGCCGGCUGGGGGACGCGGACACCGCGGCCACCAUCGAAGAGGAGAUCUACCAGAGCCUGCUCCUGCGGGGCCUGUCCCUGGUGGGCUGGUACCACAGCCACCCGCACAGCCCGGCGCUGCCGUCGCUGCAGGACAUCGACGCGCAGAUGGACUACCAGCUGCGGCUGCAGGGCUCCAGCAACGGCUUCCAGCCCUGCCUCGCCCUGCUCUGCUCCCCUUACUACUCAGGCAACCCGGGCCCGGAGUCCAAGAUCUCGCCCUUCUGGGUGAUGCCGCCCCCUGAGCAAAGGCCCAGUGACUACGGCAUCCCCAUGGACGUGGAGAUGGCCUAUGUCCAGGACAGCUUCCUGACUAAUGACAUCCUCCAUGAGAUGGUGCUGCUGGUGGAGUUCUACAAGGGCGCCCCUGACCUCGUGCGGUUCCAGGAGCCCUGGACCCAGGAGCACACCUACCUCGACAAGCUCAAGAUCUCCCUGGCCAGCAGGACGCCCAAGGACCAGGGCCUGUGCCCCGUGCUGGAGCAGGUGUACAGCAUCCUGCAGCAAGCGAGCUGAGGGCACCCGCCUCCAGGACCCAGGGCCCCAGGUCGGACUCGGCCUCUCGCCCCUGCUGGCGCCCGCCCGGCAGCUCUGGGCCAGGGCAACGGGUCUGGGACUUGGUGUG
Molecule: messenger RNA, 1395 nt
Organism: Ceratotherium simum simum (southern white rhinoceros)
Lineage: Eukaryota; Metazoa; Chordata; Mammalia; Perissodactyla; Rhinocerotidae
Gene: MPND
Product: MPN domain containing
Molecular function (GO): protein binding; metallopeptidase activity
Source: RefSeq, a predicted model, not a curated record